AUGCCUCCCGGCCUGUCGUGCUCCUGGCCGACCCCAUCAUCCCGGAGUUUGAGCUGGACCUCUCAGCUCGCUACUGUCUCCUUCCUCUCGGCGCGGGCGCUCCUUACAGUCGAGCUCCCGGCGGUGACCGCGGAGCUCAUGGGCGCGCUCUCAAAGCUGGAGCUCGUACUCGCCUCGUCCGUCGGCGUUGACCACGUCGAUCUUGCCGCCUGCCGCCGCCGCGGGAUUGCCGUCACCAACGCUGGGGGCGCGUUCUCUGACGACGCGGCCGACUACGCCGUCGGGCUUGUCAUAGCCGCUCUCUGCCGAGUCGCCGCUGCAGACGCGUACGUCCGGCGCGGCAGCUGGCCGGACGGCGGGGACUAUCCCCUCGCCUCCAAGGUGAGUGGCAAGCGGGUGGGGGUCGUGGGGCUGGGCAACAUCGGCUCCCGCAUCGCGCGGCGGCUCGCCGCCUUCGGCUGCGCCGUGUCCUACAACUCGAGGUCGCCCAAGCCGUCGGCGGCGUACGAGUUCGUCCCCACCGUGCGCGACCUCGCCGCAGCCAGCGACGUGCUGGUGCUCUCCUGCGCGCUGACGGAGGAGACGAGGCACGUGGUGAACCGGGAGGUGAUGGAGGCGCUGGGGAAGGACGGCGUGCUGGUGAACGUCGGCCGCGGCGGCCUCGUGGACGAGCCGGAGCUGGUCAGGUGCCUGCAGGAGGGCGUCAUCGGCGGGGCCGGCCUGGACGUGUUCGAGAGCGAGCCGGACGUGCCGCCGGAGCUCUUCUCCAUGGACAACGUCGUGCUGUCGGCGCACAGGGCCGUGGCCACGCCGGAGUCCAUCCGCGGCACGAUCGAGCUCGUCGCCGGCAACCUCGAUGCCUUCUUCGCAGGGAAGCCACUGCUCAGCCCCGUGGAGCUCUGA
Molecule: messenger RNA, 903 nt
Organism: Triticum turgidum subsp. durum (durum wheat)
Lineage: Eukaryota; Viridiplantae; Streptophyta; Magnoliopsida; Poales; Poaceae
Source: the annotation of a GenBank genome assembly